Hydra vulgaris (swiftwater hydra) is the source of this 2157-nucleotide messenger RNA. RefSeq lists its product as uncharacterized. NCBI's taxonomy places the organism in Eukaryota, Metazoa, Cnidaria, Hydrozoa, Anthoathecata, Hydridae. The record is from RefSeq and is a predicted model, not a curated record. Gene Ontology annotation, biological process: DNA integration. Gene Ontology annotation, molecular function: RNA-DNA hybrid ribonuclease activity; nucleic acid binding.
AUGUGCGUAGUGCAAGAAAACAAGGACAAAAAGGUACGUCCAGUGGGAGAUUUCCGAGCUCUCAACGAAUUUGUAAAUUGUCAUACGGCAAAUGCGGACGUUUGUCAAGAAAAACUGCGUUGCUGGAGAAAAAUAAAAAAUGCAAAAAUUCUCGAUCUUAAAAAAGCCUACCUCCAAAUUCAAAUUGAUAAAAAACUUUGGCCAUAUCAAACGGUGAUUAUAAAUGGGCAACGGUAUUGUUUUACCAGGAUGUGUUUUGGCAUCAAUGUGGCUCCAACAAUAAUGACCACAAUUCUUCGGCAUGUGCUCAAUUUAAAUCCAACCGUAAAGAAAGCAUGUGAUAACUACAUUGAUGAUAUAUUUGUGGAUGAAAGUGUGGAAACUGCGAAAAAUGUAGCGAAGCAUCUGCUUAAAUUCGGAUUACAAUGUAAACCUCCACAAGAUCUUGAACAAGGACGUGUCUUAGGAUUGAGAGUCGAAAGAAAUAAAAAUGGGGAACUGAUAUGCCAGUUAGGAAAACUUAUUGGACAUUACCCAGUGGCAGGAAGUUUGCGUUUACAAGCUUCAUACAUCAAACGUUUAGCUGGAAAUAUACCUUGGUGUGAUUUUAUUUCUGAAGAUUGUAAAGAAAAACUGAAAGAGUUGCUUUACCGUGUGGAAAAAGAGGAUCCGGUUGGUGGAAAAUGGCUGGUACCAGUUAAUGGAAAAGCUGAGCUUUAUUGUGAUGCAUCAUCUAUAAGACUUGGGGUAGUUCUUCUCAUUGGUGGAGUAGUUGUUGAAGACGCAGCAUGGCUACGGCCAGCGAGUGACACACACCAUAUCAAUAUAAGUGAACUGGAUUCUAUACUUCGAGGACUAAACUUAGCUAGUAAGUGGGGCAUAAAAGAGUUAACAGUAUACAGUGAUAGCAAGAGCACCGUAGGAUGGUUAAACGCAGUUUUGAAGGAAGAAUAUCGCGUAAAAACUCGGGGAAUUUCUCAAUUGUUUGUACAAAGACGAUUGAAUACUAUUAAGGAAGUGGCAAAAGAUAUUCAGAUCGCAGUACAAUGGAUUCCAUCUGAGAUAAAUUUGGCUGAUCGACUCUCACGAAUCUCUCAAAAAUGGUGCAGAACAGUGUGUGCAGCUGGAUUACUUGAACAAAAAGACAUAUGGAAAAUUCAUUCAAUUGGUCAUUUUGGUGUUGCUCGAACAUUACAACUUUGCUUGCGAAAUAAUCAGAAUGUAUCACGUAAGGAGGUUUCAGCAGUAAUUGCGAAUUGUAACCAGUGUAACUCUAUUGAUCCUUACUUCGUAAAGUGGAAGAAUGGCCAACUAAGCGUAGAAAAAAAUUGGAAUCGGGUUGCCAUUGACGUGACGCAUGUAGGCGCUGAACUGUACUUAUCAAUGAUUGACUGUGGUCCAUCACGGUAUACAAUAUGGCGUAAACUAGUAACUAAAGCAGCUGCUGAAGUUGUUGGUAGACUCGAAGAAAUAUUCUCUUUAUUUGGUCCGCCAGUAUGUCUUCUAAUGGGCAACGAAUUUCGGUCCAACACGUUAACAAGUUUUGCUGAAGAAUGGCAUGUUAAUUUGGAAUAUCGAGCAGCACAUCGAGCUCAAGGUAAUGGUAUAGUUGAACGUUUACACAGAACGAUAAAAAGAACGGUCGCUCGCUCACAUUGUUCAAUCGCUCUGGCAGUCUUGCUGUACAACGAGACAAUAUCAUCCAAUUGUACUGAAAGUCCAUCCAAGCAAUUCAAGAAAAGAUCGACAUGUUUCAUCCUAGGCGUCGAUACUCGGAGGAAGGUAGACGAGAAAGGCAUAAGCAAAAAAUUCAAAGUGGGUGACAAUGUUUGGGUAAAACCAACUCAAGAAACAAAAUGUGACCAGCCGUGGAUACCAGGAGUAGUACGAAAGCAAAAUACUUUGUCGUUUGACGUGGAAACUGCGAAUCGGGUAUAUCCGCAUCACAUUUCACACCUGCGUCGCCGUACAGACGUACAGAGUUCAAAUGAAUCAGUCAACGAUGUUUUUUAUAGACUAAACGAUAAAACUAAUAACGUUAAAGGAAGUUAUAAUGAUGAUGUCGCUCAAGUUCAAAAUGAUUCUCAAGAACUCAACGUGCUGCAAGUAACACGCUCCGGACGAACAGUAAAGCCCCCACAAAGAUUAGACUUAUGA